Messenger RNA from Plodia interpunctella (Indianmeal moth), 5873 nucleotides. It is a transcript of the gene Rtca, whose product is annotated as RNA 3'-terminal phosphate cyclase. Gene Ontology annotation, biological process: RNA processing. Gene Ontology annotation, cellular component: nucleus. The transcript is spliced from 8 exons. The record is from RefSeq and is a predicted model, not a curated record. Lineage: Eukaryota; Metazoa; Arthropoda; Insecta; Lepidoptera; Pyralidae. Bases 159 to 1235 code for a protein of 358 amino acids. Gene Ontology annotation, molecular function: RNA-3'-phosphate cyclase activity.
CUUCUGUCCUGUUGUCAGCUGUCUGCCUGCAUGCAAAUAAAAACUAAAAAUGUUUAAUUUGCCGAAUAGAAAACAGGAAAAUCUGAUAAAUUAGAAUUAAAUUAACAGUUCACUUUCUGCUAAAUAUUUGUCGCUUCAGAGUGGUGCGGACAUUUAAAAUGACAGAUAUUAUGGAUAUUGAUGGCAGUGUAUUAGAAGGAGGUGGGCAAAUUCUUCGUAUAGCAAUAUCUUUGAGCGCUCUUCUGCGGCGACCUGUCCGGGUGUCUCAUAUAAGAGCUGGGCGGAAAAAACCCGGGUUGGCGGCACAGCAUUUGAAUGGUAUCAAAUUAGUUGGUGAAAUGUGCCAAGCUAAAAUGAAAGGAGUGUCCAUUGGUUCCACACAAAUAGAGUUCUGGCCAGGGAAGAUCAUUGGAGGGCAAUAUAUGGCCAACACUAAGACAGCUGGUUCAACAAGCCUGCUUCUUCAAGUGGCUCUCCCAGUAGCGCUGAUGGCGGAUGGACCGGUCACACUGGAUUUGAUUGGUGGCACCAACGCCGAUAUGGCUCCGCAGAUUGACUACAUGGACAGAAUCUUCAAACCUCUGUUACACAAAUUCGGAGCAGAUCUGCAGUUGACCAUACAUAAGAGGGGGUACUUCCCCCGCGGCGGGGGCCACGUGACCGCCGAGAUAUCGCCCGUGAAGCAGCUACAGGCGGUCGCCAUGACUGAGCCGGGGUCGCUGCAAAGGGUCUCGGGGGCAGCUUUUGUCGCCGGCGUGCUGCCCAUUAAGUUGGCACACAUGAUGGGAGAUGGCGCCAGGCGGGUGUUGUCUGAUGAAACGUCAGUUGUCGACAUCAACUGUUACAAGGAGCAUCCCAGCGUCGCGCCCGAUAACUGUAGUGGCAUCAUUCUAACUUUACAUCUGUCAUCGGGCUGCGUGAUAGGCGGCGACGCUCUAGGCAAUCCUAAACUAGACCCGUUUGAAUGCGGCCGACGUCUGGCCGACCAGCUGUUGGCGCUGCACAAGAAACAAGUCUGCGUGGAUGACCACGCGCAGGACCAGAUGAUUCUGUACAUGGCGCUCGCGGGGGGGAGGUCGGCGGUGAGGAGCGGGGAGGUGACGUUACAUACGAAAACUGCGAUACAUGUGGCUGAACAUAUUGCUAAGGUAAAAUUCGACGUGCAGGACUGCGGCGACUAUGCCAUCAUAGAAUGCAACGGAUUAGGUUUCGUCAACAAACACUUGCCCAGUUAACAAUAUAGCCAAAUAUAAUAUCUGUUGUUCGCGUAACGUCCAUUACAGAAUCCGUGCCACGAAAUAACCCUAUCGCGGCGUUAGAGCCUUAACCCUUUGUUCAAUCGUGCUCCGUUGUUUUCUAUAGGUUUUAACACUGACACUACGUUGUCUGUCAACGACGGAACGCGAGUGAGCAAUGGCGCGUGAUUCUAUAUGCAAGGAACUUUUAAGCUAACUGGAAUGAUUACGAAUAACAAAUGUCAAAAUAAUGACAUUGACAACUAGACCUAUUUGCUUUGUUAUAAAGAUCACAUUUCCACAAUGUCCGCGUGCCAAUACCUAAAGUUUCUGAAAUUGAGCACGAAAUUUGUAGAUGGCUACAAAUGGCCCUUUCUGGCAAACUGUUAUUGUCAUAUGCAAUAAAAAAUGUCUACAAAUUUUAGAGCCAAGUUCAGGAACGGCUUUGCUUAUACGUAAGCGUUCUAGUUUAGUAUUAUAAAUUAAAUUAAUAAUCUAGCUCAGUGGUAUAAACCGCGAGUUGUAUGCUAAUAAGUUAACGCCACGAUUGAUAUUUAAUGUUUAAAUUAAGUUUUUUUACUUAGACCUCUGCGGCAACUUUGAAAUUUUGAAUUUUAGUUUUUUUAUCUAAUCUUUGUCUAUAAGUGGCUGGCAACUAUGUGGUCAAUCUUUUGAGGUUUGACGUCAGACAGACGGCCGGUUUUAAAAUCACAGCCGAAUCUAUUAAGUUUGAAGGUUAUAUUUAAUCUGACCCUGGGCUUCGAGGCGUCACAUCCCCGAGCGAAACUGGGAACAUGCAAAGAUUAGAGAUGUGGCGCGGUCCCUUGGAUAUUAUCUAGGCAAAUAAGUAAAUAGUUUUCCGGACAAAAGUAUUUGUUAAGAUUUAAUGCCGGCUAUAUGUAUACAUAAUCGUAAUACAGUUCGUCGAACUUUGACGGAUUCGGCAUACAUUGCUGGGUUUUCACUGCGGUAAAUAAAAGAUUUCAUAGAAACUGUCGUCCCGCCGAAAUACCUAGUGCUGGAUUCUCACAUAUAAUGGGCGACAUCAAUAUACAUUUAUCAUCAGAGUGGAAAGAUGAGUCGACCCAGUUUAUUCCAUUCGUGUUAAAUUUUAUGUGUAUACAGGUAAAAUGAGUACUUGGCACUUUCUUGUGGCUAUGCCACGUACUUACAUGUUGCGGUUUUACCUGGUGUCUUUCCAUCUCUUAUAUCUCUGUGGUUACUGAACCAUCUUUACUGCCAGAAGUAUACUCAUUACAUUGAUGGCUAUGCACCUCAAGUUGGGCAACGGUCGACUUGCUCCGGUCUAGACAGGGUCUAUCCCUGGUGACGUAUUCAUAUUAUUCACUCUAAUCACUUAGCCGGACGGUGGGCCUUGCCCCCUGGAGACCUCUACCUCCUCCCGGACACAUCAAAUACACGGGAGCUUCGGGCUUCCCUGUCCAAUGUCCUUGACUACCAAAUGUGCAGUGCACUGCAAGAUUGGACUAAUAUCAACAGAGAGAAUUACAUUAUUUAACAGUCUCCUCAUCUUUCCAUCCCGUGAUUGCAUGUUUAGGUCGACAACGUAUUAUGGCAAAACAAACACUCACCAGAUGCGUUUUCUAUGUGGUUUAGACCUCCUAGAAGCUCUUGGCUCCUAACUUGUACCACGAGUUCUGCUCACCUUUUUUCGUGUUCGCGGCAAACGUCGUCUUUCGCCUCCUUCUUACCAUCGAGUAUAAAAACAAAUAAAAGUUAGUUAAAGACAAGUAUGGUGUUGCCAUAUCAAAACAUAGAUUGACAUUACUAGUGCUUAUACAUACCGAUUUUUACAUGGCGAAUCGCGCUGCGCGCGACACAAACUACACAAUCAUGCUUUUGCAUCAGCAUUUGACCGAGUUCGGCGUUAGUAAAUAGCCGUAGAAAAAUCACAUGAUUUGGAACUUGUCUAAACACCCUAUAGGUACUAAUCUAACUGUACCUAAUUCAUUCAUUCAUUCGUCAUUGGCAAGAAAUUAAUGAAGUCUGAUCUCUAAUAAAUUAACGCAAGUAUAUGUUAAGGCUGAAAAGUCGCAAGAUGAGUUUAUGUAUUCUAUCAUAAUAUUGCAUAUUUUUAUCAAUUUUUUCACCUUGUCCGGUCCCUUAUUUUAAGCACAUGAAAACCCAUAUUGUAGGUUCUUUAAAUGAAAUUUAAAAAAAUCGUUUAUUUAAAUGGAUUUGUGUACAUGCACAUGCUUUUUAUUAAAAAAAAAGAAAAAAUUCUGGAACCACUGGAAGAGCAUUGUCCCGGAUAGACACGGGGGCGCGGCUUCAAUUCCCGCUCGAUGAAUUUUUUCAUCUCAUUAUUAUUUUCAAAAAAUCGUUUGUUUAUUUAAAAGUUCCUAUUACUUAAGUACUUUUGUCGCGGCUUCGCGCGCGUGUGUAUUUUCAUAUUUACUAGAUAUUUAUAUCUAAUUGAAAAGGGUGAAAACAGAAUGAAAGACAUAUUUGAAUACGUCGAGGUCUUUAUUACAGUAUUAAAUUACCAAUUGGUUGAAAAUAUAGGGCCUCACCGAAAAAGGCUACCCUGUUAAAUACAAACGUACAUGUCAAUCCUAAAUACCCUAUAUAAUUCAUCCACAUUUAUAGUAAAAAAAAUAUAUAAUUCAUUUACAAAAAAUACCAAAAUACGGGCGGCUAAAGUUGUCAACCUUACCAAAAUUUUGCUAAAUGAUACAAAACUAAAAAAAAAAAACUCGCAAUUUUUUGAAUUCAGCUAAGUAAUUCAAAUUUUUUGGUCAGCGCCAACCUCCUGGCUUGACAUCGUUAGCCACGCCAUACCCCGUUAUUGAAUAAGCUUGCAUACAUUGCACCAUGGACUUAUAGAAUAUUGUCUCAUAAUGAGCAUGGAAAAAAGUUUUAUCAAAAUUGACGAGUGUAUGAUUUAGUAGCCUCAGUGGUGAACGCUGACCUGAAUUUACAUAUAUCAACAAAAAGAAAAAAUAUGUUAAUUCAUCUGCUUUUGCAAUCUGAAAAAGCCGACGAAUUAAUUUUUUUUUUUUUUCAAAAAAUGUAUUGGGCUGAUAUUAUCUGGAACCAAUUUUACUAACGCAAGUCAAAAUCGUAUCUCAAUAGGUUUCCAAAAUCCAAAAUUCUUUUUUCAAUAUAGGAUGAAAAACCGUAUCUCAAUAGGUUUCCAAAAUUCAAAAUUCUUUUUUCAAAAUAGGAUGAUCACUGACUUAUUGACGUCAAAAAUAUUACUCAACUAAACCCGACUACUAUUACUAAGUACCCGACCGACAACUACUGCCGAUUUCCAAAGCGCAGGUGAAGAAGAAGCUGCGCAACAAACUUCACCGCGGCCUUGACUCCAAAGACGUCAAUUAAAAAAUGUAGGUCUUAUACAUACAUAUAAUCAAAAUGAAGAGGACGAAUUCACAUCAUUAUUAAAAAAUGUCAAAAGUUACACAAAUAAAAAAUUGUUACUAUUUUCAAUAAAAUUAUUGAAAAAUGUCAAAAAAAUAGUAUAUAUAUAUACAAAACUAAAUGUAAAAAAUUCCAAUAGCUCUUACUUACAUGCAGUAGGAACGAUUAUUUUGAGGCACGAUUGUGACUGAACGUUCGUUAGGAGAUUUAUAGGUAACUUUAUAGAUAACUAGUGACAAGUACAGUCGACCGCAUGUCAAGUUGCAUGCAUCUUUAUGCCGUGGUAAUAGGGGUCAGUUUGCGAUGAUUUGAUGAAUGAAACUUAAUGUUGAAACGCUGUUGACUAUAAAUGGUUAAAUCAGAGUAAUAAAUCAAGCUUGCAUUGUGAAAAUAUUUAUUGUAUUUAUAUCUUAAAUAUCAUAUUAGGAUACCAAAAAUUGAUGUCAUUAAUUUGAUGUAACAUUUGUGAACUGCGACAUGUGGUAACUGCCUGGAUGUAACAAAAAUAAACUUAUACUAAUACCUUUAAGAAAACAAAAUUGUGUACAACGAUUUUCAUUAUAUAUAUUCUUAACGUAAGAAAUAGAGAUUUGAACAGAAAAAAUGUAUAAAAAACAUAGUAUAAACAACAUAGAUUAAGAAAAAACAGAGCCAAUAAUUUUACACAUCAAUAUUAAUCUACAACCUAUUAAUAAAUUAUGCAUUCGCAUUAUAUAUAUAUAUUGUUUAGACAUUGCCAAAAUUGUCUAUAUGUCUGUAUAACAGAUGCUGGGAAGCUUUUUGGAAGGAAUAUCCAUAAGGAAUAUCCCUUAAUUUUGUGCCAUUUUAAAAUCUUUCAAUUUGUCAUUUAGCUCAUAUUUUUACUAAAAUUUGUGCAAUAUAGACAACUUCAGAUAUGUCUAAAAAUAUAGGUUAUAUACAUAGGGAAUACGCCCUUGAAUUUCCAAUGGAAGAUACACGAGGAAGUAAAUACAAUAAACCUUAUUGGAAUGGAAUAUGGACUAUAAUCCAUUGGCAACUUGUUUACCGAGUAAACACAGCUUAUUUUAGAAAUGCAAGAACGGGUUUAUUACCUGGUCCCGUCUUCCUCGUGGUAAAGCCCAGCGAUUCGUGCGACUACAUGUUUGUACACAGCAAACUGUCCAAAUAUGUCAUUAAUUUCGUCCCACUCACACGUCUCGUCUUGAAAAGGGACAGCAUUAGAUUAAGAUUGUCAUGAUCCGUUGGCAAAAUCAUCUUUUUGGCGAACGA